UAGUAAGUUUUUUUACGCAAGUACAGCAAUACUAACAUAACAGCCACCAUGGCGGUGAUUCUUUUUGUAGCAGCGUUAACAGUUUUGAGCAGCGGCUACGUUCAAGCCCAAGCCUACGGUUCCUACGGUACACCUUCUGCAACUCCUAUGCCAACUCCUGCUGCAACUCCUGCUGCAACUCCUGCUGCAACUCCUGCUGCAACUCCUGCUGCUACGCCCGCUGCAACGCCCGCUGCUACGCCCGCUGCAACGCCCGCUGCAACGCCCGCUGCAACGCCCGCUGCAACGCCAGCUGCAACGCCAGCUGCAACGCCAGCUGCAACGCCAGCUGCAACGCCAGCUGCAACUCCUGCAGCAACUCCUGCUGCUACUCCUGCAGCAACUCCUGCAGCUACUCCUGCAGCAACUCCUUCUUCGACUUCUUCAAGUGCAACGUGUAAUGCGGCACCGAAGGUCUAUAGCCUGACUGGUGAAGAUCUGUACAAGCAGUUGCUGGCGGAUUUGGCCCUCUCUGAAGUGGAAAUUAACGGCAUUGCCAAGCAGAAUGCCGGUGUGACCAUCGUCAAUGUGCCGGUCGCCGGCAGCUCUAACUUUUUCCUCCAGGUUCUGUUGGCUGUUAACCGCGACAACCUUAAGCUGCAGGCGCUGACCAAUGGAGGCAACGUUUCGGGUGCUGACUGCUUAACCUUAAUCCAGGGUCUGGGAGGGGAUAUUAAGAACGUGCAGGCCCACGCCGCCGAUAUCAUUCCGGGCUCGUGUGAUUCUCUCACUGGCGAAGCUAAAAAUCAGUAUGUGCUGCAAAAACUCGGAGCCGCUCUGCAAAGUCUGACCACAGCUGGCCAGGCCCACCAGAACGACGCGAAUCAGGGACAAUGGCUGUCAGUCGUUGUCAACCUGUACAAGUCCAUGCAGCGUGUGACAGCUGCGGCCAACAACAACGACCAGAGCUACGAAUGCACAGCGGCUGCCAAGCAGAUCGCUGACGCAUUGAAGGGCAUCCUGCAGGCCAAUGGAAGCUCGAUUAGUUAAAGAACAAACUAUGUAUUGUGAUGAUGUCGGUGCAUUUACAACGAGUUUUCUGGACUUAAUUCUCCUGUAUUCUGCAACUUUUAUCACGAUAAUGUUACUGACACUACAACAGUUAUUUAAAUGAAUGUGAUGAUGUUAUGUAACUCUUUCAAAAAAUGCAUGAAAUCAGUCGGAUUAUGAGUUUAAACCAGGAGCAUGUACCUUUUGGUAUUUCGGCUCCGAAAAGCCGAUCAUUAUCUGCAAAAAAUAAA
Messenger RNA from Paramacrobiotus metropolitanus, 1280 nucleotides. Its product is annotated as alpha-amylase-like. The transcript has 3 exons. NCBI's taxonomy places the organism in Eukaryota, Metazoa, Tardigrada, Eutardigrada, Parachela, Macrobiotidae. Bases 49 to 1029 code for a protein of 326 amino acids. The record is from RefSeq and is a predicted model, not a curated record.